AUGAGUUGUCUUGACAGCUAUAGUCUUUUGAUUGUUGCAAAGUACUUUGUGACUAUCAGCGACUUUGUUUCUCUUGUGCAGGUGUGCAAGAAGUUUCGAGAAAUAAUCGACACGUACCACUUCAACCCUAUUCGACUGAACAAACACACCUUUCCUUUUUUCUCACAUAUUGAGACUCUCCACGUGUACUCAAAGGAAGAUGAACUUUUCACACACUCCACUAUUUAUAAACGAAUAUUUUGGUAUCAAGUGAAGUACAAAAAGUUCAAAGCAAAUGCGUCUGAGAAUGCUGAGUAUAAGAGUAUCAAAUAUACGCAAAAAGACCGAAUUUCCUUUGGCAACGAAAUUCCAAAUGAAGUCACCCAACUCGAUGAGUAUUGUUUUUCUGACACUUUUGAUUACGACGAAGACUUUGAAAAAAUCGAGGCGGGGGUGAUGGACAGUUUUGAAGAGAAACUUAAAGAGAAGACACAGGACACUUUUUUACUUCUUUCAAUUCCAAAGUCUGUAAAUGCCAUUGGAGAUCAUUGUUUCUCUGGAUGCCACUGUCUUCAAACCAUUAGUAUUCCCUCUUCAGUCACUUCUAUAGGCAACAAUUGCUUUGAAGAAUGCACUUCACUUGCUUCGCUUGCAAUAGACUCAGACACCAUUUUCAGGUGUUCCACAAAAAUCUGUUUUGUCAACAAAAAUGUACUUCUCAGUCUUUCAGUGCCUUCAAACAGUUUUAAAGUGAAUGAAAUUCCUUUUGAGUGUUUAUUUCAAUUCACAAGUAACAAAGUCGUUGUACCAUCGACUGUCACAAAAAUUUCACAUAACUGCUUUGAAGGGCUGCCUCUGCAACAGAUCGCCUUCCAGACGAAUGUGUGCUCUCUAGGCAAUUACUGUUUCAAAGACUGUAGCGAGUUAGUGCAAAUUAGUCUUCCUCACAAUUUGACUCACAUAGGGACAAGUUGCUUUAAAAAGUGUGAGAAAUUGGAAAGCUUCACAAUUCCAUCGAAAAUUGUGCACUUUGGGUUUUUCUAUCUAUCCGAGUGUUCUAACUUGAAGAAGCUAGACAUUGAAAUCAAAGGCGACAUCUUUGUCUACAACGAUCGCAUUUUUUAUGGAGAGACAAAACUGAUCUCAUUUGUCCUUCCUCUGAAAGCCCUUCAAAUUAAUGGGAAGGCGUUGACUGAAUAUCCAAAAAUUGAUAUCGAUGAUACUGUGGUCAUACCAAAACAAAUAAAAGUGUUACAAGACCACUGCUUUGGUCGGACAAUACAGUUACAAAAGUUGGAAUUAUUAAGUAGUCUCAAUACUAUAGGGGAUUAUUGUUUUUUUGGAUGUACGUCACUCAGUGAAGUGACUAUAAGUGAGAGUGUCACAAAUAUCUGUGACGGGUGUUUCUAUGAAUGUUCCUCAUUGCGAAGAAUCGUGUUGCCAAAGAGAGCAAAUAGAAUCGGUUUUUUGUGCUUCGGAUAUUGUUACAGUCUUGAAGAAGUCAUUGUACCAAGCACACUCCUUUCAAUUGGUAAAAAUUCUUUUAAGUGGUGUACUCUAUUUUCGAGUAUUAAAGUUCGAAAGUAUAAUUAUAAUAACUCGAAACUAUUCGAUGAAGAUAUUCAACUCGGUACUAUUAAUGGUAAAAUGGUCAGCAAAACUCUCCCACUACUCACCUUCGGUAAAAACUGUUUCUUUGGGUGCGACAAGAUGCUUGAAAAGUGUGAGAUAAAUUGA
This is a messenger RNA of Entamoeba invadens IP1, 1716 nucleotides long. RefSeq lists its product as hypothetical. The transcript has a single exon. The record is from RefSeq and is a predicted model, not a curated record. The coding region runs from base 1 to 1716 and encodes 571 amino acids. Lineage: Eukaryota; Evosea; Mastigamoebida; Endamoebidae.